UCACCAGGAGUGGUCCCUUUUUUUAAUCUGACUGUCACUGUGAAAAGACCAUGGAGCUGCGUGGUGCUGAAACGCUUUUCCGCACACAUAGUCGCGAUUUUUUACAUUUUUAACAGAAUCACAAAUCUCUGGAAAAUAUUCAAAUCCACUGCUGCGGGGAAAACAUUCAUCAUCGCCGGAAAAACCCUUUGUUUCGUCAACUGAAGGGCUUUCAACCUGCAGCAACGAUGGCGGCUGUUGUGACAAAGGGAUCAUUGCGGAGGUACGUGGCGCUCUUCCUUGUUUUUGCCCCCGUCCAAUACGCAUCCUCCGCGGUGACACAUUACUCCAUACCCGAAGAGAUGAAAGAAGGAUCGGUUGUCGCUAAUCUCGCCGCCGAUCUCGGCCUCGACGUUACAACGCUGACAAAGAGAAAGAUGCGAGUGGAAGUAAUCGCUAACAAAAAAUAUUUGGACGUGAACAAAGAGACUGGCGAGCUGUAUGUCUUGGAAAAGAUCGACAGAGAGCACAUUUGCACCACCAAAUCAUCAGCCUCUUGUUACCUCAGGUUGGAAGUAACAUUGGACAACCCGGUGCGUAUUUUCAAUAUGGAGGUAGAAAUUUUGGACAUGAAUGACAACGCCCCGCAAUUUCGGAGAGACGUCAUUCAUUUAGAUAUAUCUGAGGCGACGCCAAAGGGGGAGAGGUUUUCCCUCAGUAACGCGGUUGAUCGUGAUGUAGGCACUAAUGCGCUGAAAACAUAUCAUCUAAGCGAAAGUGAAUAUUUUAACAUCGAAGUUCAGACAGGGAGGGAAGGGUCAAAGUUUGCUGACUUAAUAUUAAAAAAAGGAUUGGAUCGUGAGAAGCAGGCUGUUCAUCAUUUGAUACUCACAGCUGUGGAUGGAGGAACCCCUGCCAGAUCUAGCACUGCCAGUGUUAUUGUCCGCGUUUUGGACACAAAUGACAACGCUCCUACGUUUGACAAGGCUAGUCUAACAGUUAAAAUCCUGGAAAAUUCCCCCAUUGGAAGCCUUGUUAUUCAUCUCAAUGCAACAGAUUUAGAUGAAGGAUCAAAUUCUGACAUUACAUAUUCAUACAGUUUAUACACAUCAGAGAAAACGCAAGAAACAUUUAGUUUAAAUCCAAACACAGGUGAAAUUACUGUGAAAGGAAUGCUGAAUUAUGAGGAUUUUAGGAUUUAUGACAUGGAAGUUAUAGCAACAGAUAAAGGAGCAAACAGCUUGUCAGGACAAUGUACCAUAAAGAUUCUAGUUGAAGACAUGAAUGACAACCACCCAGAAAUAUCUAUUAAAUCAUUUCAGAGUCCAGUCAGUGAGAGCAUAGAGUUGGACACGGUGAUCGCUGUAGUUAGUGUAAAUGAUAAAGACUCAGGUGAUAAUGGAGUGGUUGAUCUUCAUAUUCCAGAGAACAUGCCUUUCAAACUGAGGGAGUCCUCUGAUAACUAUUAUGAGUUAGUGGUGUCAGAGCCUUUAGACAGAGAGAAGGUCCCAGAAUAUGAAAUCACUUUCACUGUCACAGACAGAGGCUCUCCUCCUUUAUCAGACAAUGAAACUAUGACUUUGGAGCUGCUGGAUGUUAAUGACAAUGUUCCACAGUUCCCCCAGUCAUUUUAUACUAUACGUGUUCUGGAGAAUAACGCACCGGGGGCCUUGCUCAGCUCUCUUUCUGCAUUUGACCCCGACCUCCAUGAAAACCAGUAUCUAGUUUAUUUCAUCAUAGAGAAGGAGAUCGCCAACACCUCCAUGUCCAUGCUGUUCUCCAUCAAUCCAGAGAACGGGAAUCUUUAUGCUCUAAAAACCUUUGAUUAUGAGAUAGAGAGGGAGUUUCUUUUCCACAUCGAGGCCAGAGACUCUGGUUCUCCUCCUCUCAGCAGCAACGUGACCGUCCACAUCAUUAUUGUGGACCAAAAUGACAACGCUCCAGUUAUCGUCUCUCCGUGGCGCGCUCACGGCUCAGUGGUGGAGGAGAAGAUCCCCAGAUCCACUGAUAAAGGCUCCCUGGUGGCUAAAGUGAUCGCCUUAGACACGGACUCUGUGCACAACUCUCGGAUUACCUACCAGUUUCUGCAGGUGACUGAUGCUUCCUUGUUCAGCCUGGACCAAUACAACGGAGAGAUCCGCACCAUGAGGAUGUUCAGCUACAAAGACUCCCGCCACCACAGACUGGUUGUUGUUGCCAAGGACAACGGGGAGCCUGCUCUCUCUGCUACAGUCACCAUCAAGCUGCUGACAGUGGAGACUGAUGUUAAGGCCCACUCUGACAUGACCGAGAUGCCUCUGGAGUACGACAUCUUUGCAGACAUAAACCUGUAUCUGGUCAUCGGUCUGGGCUCGGUGUCGUUUCUCCUGCUCAUCACCAUACUGGUCACCAUCGUGCUGAAGUGUCAGACACCCAAGGCCAGCAAAGCUGCUCCUCCCAGCAGGAACAGUGUGAUCAGUGAGAGGAACUCCACCAUCGCAGACUCCACCCUGGUCUCCAACGAUGCCUACUGGUACAGUCUGUUUCUAGCAGAGACCAGGAAAGGAAAGCUGGUGGUCAGACAGCCUGUGCCAAAGGGCUCCAGAUACAUCGUGUCCAGCAUCCCGAGAGGGACAGGGCUGUCAGAGACUAGUGACUCAGCAGCUUCCACUCUGCAGCUUCCACUC
This is a messenger RNA of Fundulus heteroclitus (mummichog), 2645 nucleotides long. RefSeq names its product protocadherin alpha-C2-like. The record is from RefSeq and is a predicted model, not a curated record. The annotation marks the transcript as partial. Gene Ontology annotation, biological process: homophilic cell-cell adhesion. The transcript has 2 exons. Gene Ontology annotation, molecular function: calcium ion binding. Lineage: Eukaryota; Metazoa; Chordata; Actinopteri; Cyprinodontiformes; Fundulidae. Gene Ontology annotation, cellular component: plasma membrane.